UCAGGGCUGGGCAGUGGAACAGUGCUUACCUGGAGCCACUGGAACCCUGGGCACAAUGCUCUUGCCCUCUAAGAAGGACCUCAAGACUGCUCUGGAGGUGUUUGCUGUUUUCCAGUGGGCCCUCAGUGCCUUACUUAUUGUAAUGACUUCGAUCGUUGUCAACCUCUACCUGGUGGUAUUCACACAAUACUGGCUUGUUACUGUGCUUAUUCUCACCUGGCUGGUUUUUGACUGGAAGACCCCUGAGCGAGGUGGCCGCCGGUAUGCCUGUGUGAGGAACUGGCACCUGUGGAAACACUACUGUGAUUACUUCCCUCUCAAGCUUCUGAAGACUCAUGACAUCUCCCCCAACAGCAACUACAUUCUCGUCUGCCACCCUCAUGGGAUCUUGGCACAUACAUGGUUUGGCCACUUUUCCUCAGAGGGUUCAGGCUUCUCCAGGAUGUUUCCUGGCAUCACCCCUUACACACUCACACUGGGAUCCCUUUUCUGGAUGCCUUUCCUGAGAGACUAUAUAAUGGCUACAGGGGCCUGCUCCGUGAGUGAAUCCUCCAUUGACUUUCUGCUGACUCAUAAAGGCACAGGCAACAUGCUCAUUGUGGUGGUUGGUGGUCUGGCUGAGUGCAGAUACAGCCUGCCAGGCUCUUCCACCCUGGUCUUGAAGAACCGGUCUGGCUUUGUGCGCAUGGCCCUUCGGCAUGGGGUGGCUCUAAUACCUACCUAUGCGUUUGGAGAGACAGACCUCUAUGAUCAGCACAUUUUCACUCCUGGGGGCUUUGUCAACCGCUUCCAGAAGUGGUUCCAGAGUAUGGUACACAUCUACCCUUGUGCUUUCUAUGGACGUGGCUUCACCAAGAACUCCUGGGGCCUUUUGCCCCAUGCACUGCCUGUAACCACCAUCGUCGGGGAGCCUCUACAAAUGCCCAAGAUUGAGAAUCCGAGCCAGGAGAUUGUAUCUAAAUAUCACGCACUCUAUAUUGAAGCCUUACGUAAACUGUUUGACCAGCAUAAGACCAAGUUUGGCAUCUCAGAGACCCAGGAGCUGGAGAUAAUUUGACAGACAUCCCCAGCAGCCUUCAGCCUGGCUGGAAGGUAUGGACCCAGUGAGAACAGGAGAACAAAAGUCACCUGUGGGGCCCCUGCUCCUGAUUUGACCAGUCCUGGUUGUUCAUUUGCUUGUUUCCUGCACUCCUUUUCCCACUUCAUUUCUUUUUCCUUCCAGCUCUUCUCUGCCCUUUUCUUGUAGCUACAGGAGAGAGAGUCCGAAGAAACAGGGAAGAGCCUAGGGCAGAGGUGCCCAGAAGGCGCUUUGGCACCAGCAUUGAGGAAAACAAUGGACAAAAUAAAAAGCCCAUCUUCUGAUAUGCUGUGUGCACCAACUACUCUGUUUUGAGGGCUCUGGGAUUCCUGCGCAUGUCUCUCUUUCUCUAGCUCUCAAACAGCCCCAUCUCCUGGCAUUAAGACUCCUCUAGGACUGGGGCCUUGAGAGCCUGUGGGCUUUGAGUUCAAGCUCCACCAACUUCAAGCCAUGUGACUCUGGGGCAAUCAGUCACCUCUGAGCCUCCUUUCUUCAUCUAUCACAUGAGACUAACAAUCUGUCCACUGCUUACCUCAAAGGCUAUUGGGAAGUUCAAACAAUACUGGAUGUGAUUGAACUUUGUAAUCUGGAGAGCUACACCAACCAUUUUCUUCUCCAAUCAUUUUACCCAUUUCCUGUCCCUGAUCAAACAGUGCCCUAAAUACCCUCUGCUACCUACUAGCCCACACUCAGUUUCCAUCUCAUAAAGCUGUAACAGAAUAGGUUGGGCUCAGGCCUAAUUUUCUCUGAUGUUCCCUCAGCAACUUGCCUAUACUUGCCUGGCCCUAUAAUUCUGCCCUUUAUUUGAGAGUCAGCCAGCCUGCUCAGGAUGGAAAUGAGACGCCUGGCUUUUAGCAGCCAUAAAUAACUCUCCUUCUGAAUGGCAAGUCUCUGACUCUUGGUCCAAUGGCUGUUGCAAUGACAGGCUUCAAAAUUUGGCUCACAGCCCCAUCAUUCCAUCCCUCUCAUGUGGGUGCCAUUUGGUCCAAUGAUUUGCCUGCAUUACAUUCGUCAAUUUGGUCUACAACAUCCUGUGUGUUUAUUGUAGUAUGAGCUGCUGCCUCUGCCUUGGGUGCCUGCCUCAUGUGAUGAUUUGUAUACAGUGGGCAAAGACAUGCUUCCGCUUUUCUGCUGUCUUUGUUACUUGUUGUGCCAGAAAUUACAUUUUCCCUGAGCUUCCAUAAGGUGUUUUUAAAUAGUC
Molecule: messenger RNA, 2279 nt
Organism: Cebus imitator (Panamanian white-faced capuchin)
Lineage: Eukaryota; Metazoa; Chordata; Mammalia; Primates; Cebidae
Gene: AWAT2
Product: acyl-CoA wax alcohol acyltransferase 2
Exons: 7
Coding region: 56-1057 (333 amino acids)
Biological process (GO): lipid metabolic process
Cellular component (GO): endoplasmic reticulum membrane
Molecular function (GO): retinol O-fatty-acyltransferase activity
Source: RefSeq, a predicted model, not a curated record